Thermochaetoides thermophila DSM 1495 is the source of this 1410-nucleotide messenger RNA. RefSeq names its product putative glutathione protein. Gene Ontology annotation, molecular function: flavin adenine dinucleotide binding; glutathione-disulfide reductase (NADPH) activity; NADP binding. Gene Ontology annotation, cellular component: cytosol; mitochondrion. The record is from RefSeq and is a predicted model, not a curated record. Gene Ontology annotation, biological process: glutathione metabolic process; cellular response to oxidative stress; cell redox homeostasis. The coding region runs from base 1 to 1410 and encodes 469 amino acids. The transcript is spliced from 2 exons. NCBI's taxonomy places the organism in Eukaryota, Fungi, Ascomycota, Sordariomycetes, Sordariales, Chaetomiaceae.
AUGGCGCCAAUCUCCAAGGAGACAGACUUCCUCGUCAUCGGCGGCGGCAGUGGUGGCCUCGGCGCCGCUCGCGCUGCUAGUGGCCGCUACGGCGCCAGGGCCAUGAUCAUUGAGGGUAAACGGUUGGGAGGUACCUGUGUCAACGUGGGCUGCGUCCCCAAGAAGGUUACCUUCAAUGCCGCCGCCAUCGCCGAGACCAUCCAUCACUCCAAAGCCUACGGCUUCAAUGUCCAGGAGACUGCUCCUUUUGACUGGGCCACGUUCAAGGCCAAGCGUGACGCCUACGUCAAGCGUCUGAACGGCAUCUACGAGCGCAACCUCGCCAACGAUAAGGUCGAAUAUGUCCACGGCUGGGCCAAGCUAAUCUCGCCCAACCAGGUCGAAGUGACGCUGGAGGACGGCAGCAAGACUGUCGUCAGCGCGAAGAAGAUUCUGAUCGCCGUCGGCGGCUACCCGAGCCCGCCGCCGGCCAUCCCGGGCGCCGAGUACGGCACCAACAGCGACGGCUUCUUCGACAUCGACAAGCUGCCCAAGAAGGUCGCACUCGUUGGCGCCGGCUACAUCGCGGUCGAGUUCGCGGGCAUGUUUAAUGCGCUGGGCGUCGAGACACACCUCUUCAUCCGGCACGACCACUUCCUGCGCGCCUUCGACCCCAUGAUCCAGGAGGGCGUGACCAAGGAGUACGAGCGGCUGGGCGUCAAGCUGCACAAGCGCAGCGCGCUGACCCGCGUUGACAAGGACGCGACUACCGGCCAGCUAACCAUCCACUACAAGGAGGGCGACGGCGAGGGCGUCAUCGGCGACGUCGACCAUCUCAUUUGGGCGAUUGGUCGUAAGCCGGCAACGCAGGGCCUCGGUCUUGAGGCUGCCGGUGUCAAGACAGACGAGAAGGGCUACAUCGUGGUGGAUGAGUACCAGAAUACGAGCGUCGAGAACAUCUAUGCGCUGGGCGACGUGACCGGUCGGGUUGAGCUCACACCCGUGGCCAUCGCCGCCGGUCGCAAGCUUGCUGCGCGCCUGUAUGGCCCCGAGCAGUUCCGUACUGCUAAGCUAGACUACGAGAAUGUUCCCUCUGUCGUUUUUGCACACCCGGAGGUCGGCGCCAUCGGCCUUACCGAGCCGCAGGCGAUUGAGAAGUAUGGCAAGGAGAACGUCAAGGUGUACAAGAGCAACUUCAUCGCCAUGUACUACGCCAUGAUGGAGCCCGAGCAGAAGGCGCCUACCAGCUACAAGCUUGUCUGUGUUGGGCCGGAGGAGCGCGUGGUUGGUCUGCACAUUAUGGGCUUGGGCAGUGCUGAGAUCCUGCAGGGCUUUGGCGUCGCGAUCAAGAUGGGCGCGACGAAGGCGGACUUUGAUAACUGCGUUGCCAUUCACCCGACCAGCGCUGAGGAGUUGGUGACGAUGCGGUAA